Tribolium madens (black flour beetle) is the source of this 2718-nucleotide messenger RNA. Its product is annotated as transcription factor SPT20 homolog. Gene Ontology annotation, biological process: alpha-tubulin acetylation. Gene Ontology annotation, molecular function: tubulin N-acetyltransferase activity. Lineage: Eukaryota; Metazoa; Arthropoda; Insecta; Coleoptera; Tenebrionidae. The transcript has 11 exons. The record is from RefSeq and is a predicted model, not a curated record. Bases 244 to 2448 code for a protein of 734 amino acids. Gene Ontology annotation, cellular component: microtubule.
UCACCGAGCAGAAAGCGCUCCGUCGUCGACAGGCAAGUUCGUAGGCGGCCAAGUCGAAAAAUCAUUUUUCUGUCAAACAGUGCGCGAUUAUUUCUUUCGGAAAUUCUAACCGAAAAUCGAAUAAAUCUCCCUAUUGUUAUGUGCUGGCAAUCAAACAUUUAAACAAUUAAUAGCGCUUCUAACGACCUUGAAAGUUCUCUCACGCGAAGUGCUACAGAUCAGUGAUUAGAAGACGACGAAAAAAUGGAAUUCAAAUUUGCGGUAAAUGACGUUUUCAAACAACCGAUCGUCAAAAUCAGCAAUAAUUUACUGCCCCCGGGAUUCACCGGAGAUCGCAGAGCCUUUUGGGACGUCGUCGGGAAAGUUUCAGAAGUGAUAAAUGCUAUGGGAGAGGCUUCAGCUGCAGCUCAAGGACUCACAAAACCGAUAACGACAGCUGAAAGACUGCGAAAUUCUGAACAUUCGGUCUAUUUGCUCAUCGAUCAGAAUGCCGGCAAUGGCCGUGGUGCUGUAACCGGCAUGUUGAAAACCGGCACGAAGGGCCUUUACGUGUUCGACAGAAACGGCCAACAUUAUCAAGUAUCUCCACCAUGCGUGUUGGAUUUUUACGUCCAUGAAUCUCGCCAACGCACUGGUCUGGGAAAACGAUUAUUCGAACACAUGCUUCAGACGGAAAGUAUCGAACCGGUGAAAAUGGCCAUUGACCGACCCAGUGAAAAAUUCCUCGGUUUUCUCAACAAACACUAUUCGUUGAAUAGUCCCGUCAAGCAGAUGAACAAUUACGUGGUUUUCGAUGGAUUUUUUCCAGGUGUUCAAGACAAAAACGGUACCGUGGAGCACAGUCACAGUAACACUCCCGUCGGGAAAAAACAAUCAGCUAACGGCUUACAAACAACGACUUAUGCGUCGCCUUUGGGGCGGUACGGGGCCCCCAGGCCUCCGUGCAGUAUGGGGCAGAUAAUACACAACCAGACUUCGACCAUAGCGAAAACGCCAGAACCGACAGGAGUUAGAUCGGCUCCCGAGACUAAUUACCAAAGUGCGGCCACAAACAGUCCUAAUAUGUCACAAAGUACUCCUAAUAUGUAUUAUCAAAAGUAUGACGGCUUGGCUUCAAAUUCUGAACAAGUGAAAUAUUACCAGCAUCAGCAACAAAGUAAUAAUGCAUGGCAGAAUUUCGCAAAUACGGGAUAUGAUUCUCGGUAUAAUCAAGACUGGACACAAAAUGUAACACAAAAUCAAUAUCCUCAACAUUUACAACAAAACUAUCAAAUUCCACCACAAAGUGUACAAGAAUCAUCACAGAGUGUAUCACAAAUGUUGCCACCUGGCGGCCAGAAUGUUGCCCAACCUGUAUCACAAAAUGUAGUACAAUCACAAUAUGUACAACAAUCUUUGCCACAACAUGUACAACAAUCUUUGUCACAACAUGUACAAUCUAUGCAACAACCUAUGCCCCAAUAUGAACAACUUAUGCAACAGCCAAUGCCACAACAUGUACAACAACCUGUGUCACAACAUGUACAACAACCUAUGUCACAACAUGUACAACAACCCAUGUCACAACAUCUACAACAACCUAUGUCACAACAUGUACAACAACCUAUUCAGCAGCCUAUGCCACAAUAUUUAACUCCAACUAUAAAACAAAGUGUGUCGCAGACUGUGCAUGACGUGACGCAACCUGUAUCACAAAUCAUUCCACAGCCUAUGUCACAAAUUACAUCGCAACCUGUAACGGCGUCUAUGUCACAACCUGUAGUGCAACAGAUACCACAAACUUCACAACCUGUAAUGCAACCUAUGACACAACAACCAUCACAACCGGUAUUCCAGACUCCAUCACAACCUGUAAUUCAACCUAUGUCACAAGAUACAUCACAAAUUGUCUCAUCACAAUCUACAUCGCAACCUAUGCCACAACCUUCAGUGUUGCCAUCCCAAUCUUCGCAAAGUCAACCUAGUCAAAACCAACAACAAACUCAAAAUCCGACAUACGUGUAUCAAAAUAUGGAGCAAACUCAACCUAAUGUUACUUACAAUAAUGUCAAUAAUGUACAAAAUAGUCCCCAAAUUCGGCCCCAAGCGAAUAUCUACACCUUGCCUUCAUCGGAAUAUCAGAUGCAAUAUUCAGCUCCAGAUAUGCAAUCUCAACAAAAUGCGGGUUCGAAUAUGAAUAAUGCUACACCACCACAACAAAAUCUUAGUAAAACACAAAUAAAACCAGCCGAAAAUGAAGCACAAAGUCAACAAACAGUUCAUUAUCAAAAUCAACAAGUCGAGAAUUUUAAUAGAAAUGAAACAAAUGAUCAUUCGGCGUUGGGUAAUGACGGAAAAGGUGAUAUGGGAAAUGCUCCUAGUGACGAAUUUGGUUUACGAUACGGAUAUCCGCCACAAGUGAAUGAACCAUUGAGACAAGCUUCGAUGAUUAGUAUGAAGGGUCGUUAAUUAAUUCCCAAAUUCCCCGUCCUAGAAUUCCUAACAAAAUUUCAAGUCGCACGUAUUGUUUGACAAAGGGCACAAAUAGCCUCACAGUAAAAUAAGUUUCUAGAAAAAUGUAUGCAAUAUUCCAGUGAAACCCAGGUAAUGGAAGAAAAAGUCAACUCUUCGCCAAAAUUAGAACGUCCUCGAUCUCUUUCUAUACAGCCAAGUGAAGAACAGACCGAAGAUAAUCAAAAUGAAAAUGAUGUAGAAAGUGAGGUACUCGAAAAAGAAAUC